UUUCCAAAAACAAUAGAAGAAUUUGGCUUCAAAUUUAAUGAAAAAGGAGAAUUAAGAAAUAUUGAAACAGAUGAAAGAUUUAAUUUUUUUGAAAGAAAGACAUCUCACCGCUACAACCAAAAACGAUAUGAAGCCCUUGGCGAGCUAAUAACUGAAUAUGUGUAUGACCUAUUAGAGAAAGAAACCAAUUUAAAGAGAUAUUACAUUCCUGUUAAUGCUGAAGAUGAUGAACCCAAAAGUUUUAUUUAUAUGAGUGAUGAUGCUUUAACUAAUGAAGAUAAAUUAUUAUUAAUAAUACAUGGUGCUGGUGUAGUGAGAGCUGGACAGUGGGCACGCAAAUUAAUAAUAAAUAACGACCUGGAGAAAGGGACACAACUCCAGUAUAUUAAAGCUGGUAUAAAACAAGGUUAUGGUAUAAUAGUAUUCAAUACUAAUUUAAAUAAAGUAACAUUAAAUGGUGAAGAUAUUCCUAUAAGGGUAAGCCCCCUUAAUAUGAUAUUAUAUGAUAGUGUCCCCAAUUCAGUCUUAAAAGCAAAUUUCCUCACCAUAUUGCAGGAAAAUAAAACUAGUUUGUUAUCAUUUUUUCAGGAUAAUGAAACGCCUGAAGAUCAUGGUAUUUAUGUAUGGAAAAAUUUUGUAAGGAAUGCUAAAGCUAAGAAUGUAGGAAUAGUUGCUCAUAGUUACGGUGGUAUUGUUACUGUUGAAAUGGUAGUUGCUAAAGAGUUCCCAAAUGAGUUUAAUAGUAGAGUGUUUGGUAUCGGAUUUACUGAUUCUGUUCAUAGUUUAACACAUCAACUAGAAGAUGAUAAAUCAUUACUUGACUUCUUUAAACAGAGAGCAGUGAAUUAUGUAUCAUGUAAUGACAAAUUGGGUGAACCUGUGGAUUCUUUUGAAGUAGAAGACUGUUCUCGAAUAUCAGCAGGAACUGAUCAACAUGAAUUAACCUCCUGGUCAUGUUUUGAUUUAUUGAUGAAAUUCCUGGCAGAGAAAUAUUCACUUUAUGGAACGAAUGCCAAACCAACU
Molecule: messenger RNA, 1023 nt
Organism: Lottia gigantea (owl limpet)
Lineage: Eukaryota; Metazoa; Mollusca; Gastropoda; Lottiidae
Exons: 10
Biological process (GO): regulatory ncRNA-mediated heterochromatin formation
Cellular component (GO): nucleus
Molecular function (GO): siRNA binding
Source: RefSeq, a predicted model, not a curated record